AUGGAAUCAGACUCUGCGCUUCACGGUGAUGUUCCCGAUGGCGCGGAAAUGUCCCCUUUGAUCGACAAUCCAGCUGAAACAAUUGGGGAAGAUGCAGUAAAUAACAUAGCAGCGAAUGAGUCGGAAGCAGUUCCUGCUGCAAAUAAUGGAGCAACAAAUGGAGGUGAUCCAACAAGCAGCAGUGAUGUUUUGGAUGUAGAACCUGGUGAACAGCAAGAAAAUGACGAACAACCAGAGCAAGAUAAUGCAGAGGCAGAAGAAGAAAUGGACAUAGAUGACACUACUCCUGGAACAGUUGACGAGCCUGCAUAUAUAGGAGAUAAUUGUUUGUCAACUCCAGCUGAAACAGAAGAUAAUUCUCCACAAGAAGAAAAUAUGGAGCCCUUGCUGAAAGAUCAAGAUUUAGAAGGGGGAGAAGGCGAAGGUGAAGAUGUUGAUGCUGCCCAGGAAGAGUCACCAGAUCAAUCUAUAAGCUCGGGUAUGCCAAUUGAAGGAAGUGCACCAAUGAUUCAAGAAGAAGAAUCAAGUACAAUGGAUGAAGAUAUGGGUGGGGGAGAAGGUGUGGCCAGUAGUGAUGAUGUGAACGACAUAAGCAGCGCUGCACAGGAAGUCCUUAGCACAGGCAUCAGUUCUAGCACAACAGAAGGUGGUGCUGAUAUUUCAAGCUCCGAACAGAGUGAGGCUCCAUUGAUAUCCUCAACUGCUAAUGGACCAGCGGUACUUCAUUCCUUUUCUGUUCUACCUCAGCCACAGGCGAAUGAACUCCGUGAUGCUGAUACGUCGGAAAUGGAGGGCGCGGCGGACACAAUGCCCUCUGUGAGCGAGUCCAUGCCACUCCUCACUAUGACGGCCAAUGGAUCUGCGUUAUUAUCCCCUAAUUUACUACAAGGUGAAGAGAGUGGCGCGGGCGUGUCGUCGUCGGGCGUAGAGGGCGGCGCGGCGGGGGCGGGCGCCGGCGCGGGCGCGGGGGCGGAGGGCGACGGCGCGGUGAGCAGCUCCGCGCCGCUGCCGCCCGCCGACGCCGCGCACGCGCUCGCCACGCUGGCCAGCGCGGCGCUGCAUCACCAACACGAGCAGGCAGAACCCGAGGAACCGAAACCGCAAAAUGAAGAGGAUGUUUGGUACACAGUUGGCUUUGUUAAAGGAACCACAUUCACAGUGCACAAUUAUAUAUCUGAUCCAAAUGUAGAUCUGUCGAAUCUAUCUCUGGAUAGUUUACCGGAUUUCGCGGGAUUACCCACAACGCCACUGGAACAUGGCACGGCGUACAAAUUCAGAAUUGCUGCAAUCAACUCAUGUGGGAGAGGAGAUUAUAGUGAGGAGUCAGCAUUUAAGACGUGCCUCCCGGGGUUCCCUGGCGCGCCGUCCGCCAUCAAGAUCUCGAAGUCGGUGGAGGGCGCGCACCUGUCGUGGGAGCCGCCGCAGGUCGCUGCCGAGGGCAUCUUCGAGUACUCAGUGUACCUCGCCGUACGAUCCAAUACACAGCCUAAGGAGGCGGCCAAGUCGCAGCUGGCGUUCGUGCGCGUGUACUGCGGCAAGGCGGCGACGUGCGUGGUGGGGCAGGCGUCGCUGGGCGCGGCGCACGUGGACUCCUCCACCAAGCCCGCCAUCAUCUUCCGCAUCGCCGCGCGCAACGACAAGGGCUACGGGCCCGCCACGCAGGUCAGGUGGCUGCAAGAUAUCAAGUCGACGGGUGUGAAGCGCGCGGGCGAGAGCCGGCUGCCGGGCGCGUCGCCUUCGAAGCAACCCAAACAAAUAAUGCAC
Molecule: messenger RNA, 1764 nt
Organism: Brenthis ino (lesser marbled fritillary)
Lineage: Eukaryota; Metazoa; Arthropoda; Insecta; Lepidoptera; Nymphalidae
Source: the annotation of a GenBank genome assembly